UUCCCACCUAAAAUAAACCGCCAAGACGAGAAAGAAAACCAUUCAAAAAGCGAAAGCUAUCUUACAAUCGCACUAAAAUUCCCUUCCAUUUCAUUCUUCUCUUUGCUUCCACAAGAUCUUCAGGUUGAAAAAUGGCUGGCAAAGGCGGGAAGGGGCUUUUGGCUGCAAAGACUCCCGCAGCGAACAAAGAUAAGGAUAAGGACAAGAAGAAACCGAUCUCUCGGUCCUCCCGUGCUGGUAUACAGUUCCCUGUAGGACGAAUUCACAGGCAUCUUAAAACAAGAAUAUCUGCAAAUGGGCGAGUUGGUGCGACUGCUGCAGUGUACUUAGCAUCAAUUCUGGAGUAUCUCACCGCGGAAGUGCUCGAGUUGGCUGGAAAUGCGAGCAAGGAUCUGAAAGUGAAGAGAAUCACUCCAAGACACCUUCAGCUUGCCAUUAGAGGAGAUGAAGAACUCGAUACCCUGAUCAAAGGAACUAUUGCUGGAGGUGGUGUGAUUCCUCAUAUUCACAAAUCCCUCAUUAACAAAGCCUCCAAGGAUUGAGACAUUCACUUGUAUCUUUAACUAGUGUUUAGCUUAAUCUAGUGACUACUAAGACUGUAGAUGAAGACAUUUACUUGGCAUCCAAGAAUUAGCUCCCCCUACUUGCUUUUGUGAAGCUUUGUUACUUCCUUUCUCCCCCAUCUCUUUUGUCUAUUUGGUUGGACAAGUAUAUUUGUUCAAUGUAAGUUUGUUAUCUUGUUGUAUGGUUUUCAA
This is a messenger RNA of Benincasa hispida (wax gourd), 755 nucleotides long. RefSeq names its product histone H2A variant 1. The record is from RefSeq and is a predicted model, not a curated record. NCBI's taxonomy places the organism in Eukaryota, Viridiplantae, Streptophyta, Magnoliopsida, Cucurbitales, Cucurbitaceae. Gene Ontology annotation, molecular function: DNA binding; structural constituent of chromatin; protein heterodimerization activity. Gene Ontology annotation, cellular component: nucleosome.